This is a messenger RNA of Haplochromis burtoni (Burton's mouthbrooder), 3327 nucleotides long. RefSeq names its product sodium- and chloride-dependent GABA transporter 2. The record is from RefSeq and is a predicted model, not a curated record. Bases 882 to 2714 code for a protein of 610 amino acids. Gene Ontology annotation, cellular component: membrane. NCBI's taxonomy places the organism in Eukaryota, Metazoa, Chordata, Actinopteri, Cichliformes, Cichlidae. The transcript is spliced from 15 exons. Gene Ontology annotation, biological process: sodium ion transmembrane transport.
AGAUGUGUCACUGAGUGGUUGAUUGAUUUCUUUUCAAACUGGUUUAAACCUCACAUCAGCUAUGUGACAUUCAUUUUCAAAGCAGGGCCUCGAUUAUCACGGUGAAAAAUUAACUGGUCAAGCUUAUACGUAUCACUACCUGUACGCAGGUCUGUUGGGCGAGUAGAGGAUUAUGGCAAGGGUGGGGGUUGUGCUGAUGUCCACUCCUGACUCAGACAGGUCAGAUCCAGUGUGAACUGACCCCGUCUGCUUUUGGCAACCGUCUGAGUGAGGCACCUCUAUCAGACAGAAAGAAAGGGCAACCACGGUGGGCUGCAGGAUACUCAAAGAAUUACAUAACUUUUGUUUUGUUAUGCAGCCACAUCUUCCACCACCUGCUGUAUGUUGUGUCUUCAGACUCAUCCACUGAGAAGACUUUUUGACCAAAAUGCUAAACAUAGAUGAAAGGAGAAACAAUGGUCUAUCUGCUAUAUAGCAAAACAUGUAUUUCUUUCAGACCUUAGCACCGCAUUUGUGGAAAACCUUCCAUCAACUAGUUUGACUUUUAGAAUGCAUCUGUUGAUGUAAACAAACAUGUAUAUUUGUUUCUUUAGACCUAUGUAGCCAAAGUGCAUUGCAACAAGAACAUGAGUUAUGGCUGACAGGUCAAAUGUCAUCCCCCUGGACUAUUACAUUGCAUCUUAUUUUAACAGUACAGACAUGGUGGAUGUUGUACUUUGCUUGGAAGGGACCCCAUGCAGGGAAAGAGUGGAGGCUGGCCUUGGUUUAGCAUUACAAAACCCCACCUCUCUGUCCAGCCACGUUAAAUAGUCAAACCUUGGCCCCAGUCAAACUGAAACCUACAGAUUCAGCUUCAAGCUCGUCACAAGAGUGACACAACUAUGAAAGGAGACUCUGUCAACGCCGGCCUCGCCAAUUACACCAGCCAUGCCAGUGACUUGCCACCCUCUGAAGUGAAGAUGGAGGAGAGGGGUCAGUGGAGCAAUAAGCUGGAGUUCGUUCUGUCAGUCGCCGGCUCCAUCAUCGGCCUGGGCAACAUGUGGCGGUUCCCUUAUCUGUGCUACAAGAACGGGGGAGGUGCAUUCCUCAUCCCUUACCUGAUCUUCCUGUUUACUUGUGGUGUUCCCGUCUUCCUCCUGGAGGUAGCACUAGGCCAGUACACCAGUGAGGGAGGCAUUACCUGCUGGAGAAAGAUCAGUCCUUUGUUUGAAGGUCUUGGCUAUGGCACCCAAGUGAUAGUGACUCUGCUGAACUUCUAUUACAUCAUCGUUCUGGCUUGGGGGAUUUUCUAUCUGUCUUUCUCCUUCUCUUGGGACCUACCUUGGUCUUCCUGCAACAAUACGUGGAAUACAGAAAACUGUGUGGAGUUUCAGAGGAGAAACACCUCAACUGACCAAAUGAUCAACCUGAACACCACCUCUCCUGUCAUUGAGUUCUGGGAGAGAAGAGCACUAAGGAUUUCCCCAGGUAUUGACCAAAUGGGCUCGCUGAAUGGGGACCUGGCCCUGUGUCUGUUCAUCGCCUGGGUCAUGUGCUACUUCUGCAUCUGGAAGGGGGUGAAAUCCACAGGAAAGGUGGUCUACUUCACUGCGACCUUCCCCUACGUGAUGCUGAUUGUGCUGUUGAUCAGAGGACUCACCCUUCCUGGCGCUGGAAUCGGCAUCCAGUUCUACCUUUACCCUGAUUUGGGGCGACUGGCAGAUCCACAGGUGUGGAUGGAUGCUGGCACUCAGAUCUUCUUCUCCUAUGCCAUCUGUCUGGGGUCGCUGACUGCUCUGGGCAGUUACAAUAAAUAUAAUAAUAACUGCUAUAGAGACUGCCUGGCGCUGUGCUUUCUGAACAGUGGCACCAGCUUCAUGGCAGGCUUUGCGAUUUUCUCCAUCCUGGGUUUCAUGGCUUAUGAGCAAAAUGUUCCCAUUUCAGAAGUGGCAGAAUCUGGCCCUGGCCUGGCAUUCAUAGCUUACCCUCGUGCUGCGUCCAUGAUGCCCUUGUCUCCCUUGUGGGCGGCCCUCUUCUUCAUCAUGAUUGUUUUUCUAGGGCUGGACAGUCAGUUUGUGUGCGUGGAGAGCCUUGUGACGGCCAUCGUCGACAUGUACCCAGCCGUGUUCCGUCGAAAGUACCGCCGGGAGCUCUUCCUGUUAGGCGUGGUCCUGGUCUCCUUCCUCAUGGGCCUCGUCAUGCUUAUGGAGGGGGGCAUGUAUGUCUUUCAGCUCUUUGAUUACUACGCAGCCAGCGGCAUGUGUCUUCUCUUCAUGUCCAUCUUUGAGACAGUUUGCAUUGCGUGGGUUUACGGCGCUGAUCGCUUUUAUGAUAACAUUGAGGAUAUGAUUGGUUACCGGCCAGGACCGUAUAUCAAGUGCUGUUGGUUGUUCUUCUCCCCUGCCACGUGCAUUGGCACCUUUGCAUUCUCCCUCAUUAAAUACACUCCUCUGAAGUAUAACAAUGAGUAUGUGUACCCGUGGUGGGGAUAUGUGAUCGGCUGGCUGCUUGCUCUCUCCUCCAUGGUCUGCAUUCCACUUUGGAUGGUGUAUAAGAUCAGCACCACCCAGGGGACACUCAGAGAGCGCAUCCAGUUGCUCAUCAGACCAUCUGACGACUUACCUAAAACCAAGAGGGAGCAGGAGAGGUUACUGGCUAUCUUUGCUCCAGAGGUAGACACCACCAAGACUACAAAUGGCUACUUCCCCGUCUCUGAGGCGGACUCCAACUUGUGAGGCUUCAGUGAUAUGUGGGAUCCACUUACUUUAAUACAUAACAUACACGGUGGACUCAGGCGAAAGUAGUGGGUUGACGAUUUUUGAGUGAUAAAUUAAGGCAGAAGAAAUUAAAAAAGUAUCCUGACAUUUGAAUUAAGAAUUUUCAGAGUGGAAAGGAGUGUUUUUCAGGGACAAAAGUAAUUUAGACAAACUUGUUCUUGAGUCUGUGAAUCCAUCGGUAAAGUUUAUAAGUAACCCAAGAAAAGCAAAGUCACGGGAGGAACAGGUGAAUCAUUGGAUGUUCACACCUAACACUUAGAGAGCAACUUCUUAAUGCUCCUUUAUGUAUCCGACAACACUGCAUGGCUGUUUUGUCAUAUUUGUAUCAUAUUGUUAUGUUGUGAUAAAUAACUGCAGAGGUUUUCCUUUUGUAUUUAGGGAAAAUUAGAUUAUGCUUAACAGUAGACAUAAUUGGAUGCAGAAUAAAUACAUGGAAAUGCAGAAUACUGAUAUGGACUAAUAUGGCAUAUUAACUGUAGUUUCAUUUUUUGUACUGUAACGUAUAAUGACUGUACAAAGAAACGUUACUGUUGUAAGUGUGGAUUAAAAAAUCUUUGUAUGUUGUCCUGAA